CCGUGCUUUGGAUUAUUCAAUCGUUCGUUUAUUGGGCGCAAAGUUUACACUAAAAUGCGGCUUACGGAUGUGCUUCGGCGGCAGCACAUCGGGUUUUUCUUCAAAAAGCACUGGCUACGACAAGGCAAACGUGUUCCGAACAGCACCGGCGCCGAGGAGGAACUAGCUGCCCGCGGUAUCGAAGUGCGCGACCCAAAAGAUGUGUUAAAGGUGCAGCUACCACGGCAGGAAUUUAAUUUUCCUGGCAUUUUGGCACCGUCGGUUGUUCACGAUGAAACGCAUCCGCUGUGGCAGUCACAGCCGGCGUAUGUGUACGGCGACAGGAACGUACUGCUGGAAGGGGUUCGCCAGUCGCAGGCCUUGCUCAACACGGUCGUCUUCGAUGAUUUGCCACUCAAGAUGGCAGAAAAAUUGGAGCAAACCAAAUUGCCAGCACAACUUGAUCGCUCCAUGCAACAGGCCGUUCUUUCCGCCCUUGUGUUCGACACGGAGCAGGUGAAAACGGCCAUCGUCAAGGUUCAGGAUCGUCCGGCCUACGUACUUCCGCGAGGCUACGGAAUAUCCGUAGGGCGUCGCAAUCAACUGAUUCUUUCGAAGUUUGUCACUCACUGCGAGCGCUUCUCUGGUCGGCCGGUAAAUGUGAAUCGUAAGGUGAUUUUCAACGCCCAGUUCUUAGUGCCGUUAGUCAAGGAGAACGAACGUCUGCUGAUGAACGUAAAAGCGGAUUCGAUGAUCAUUUCGAGCGCACCGCUACACCCAUUCGACGUGAGCGUCUACAGGCCCCUGGACCAGGAGCUUCCGACAUUGUUUCCCGUGAAGGAAACGGUUUCGAUUCCGCUAAAAAAUAUUUACGAUUGGAGAAACCAGUAUCCCAUAAGCCGCAACUACAAGAUGUCCCAUCCGCACACGGUGUUAAUACACUGUUCGCCGAGCGACGUGAAAAAUGUGACCGAGCUGCCGGUUUCGCGGGAUCAAGUAGAAGGUCGUACUAUGGUAAAGGCAUUUACUGUGGCAGCGGCACGCGCCCGCCAACUGUACGGCGAUGAUGUAAAGGCACUUCCGCAUCCGAUCACGGUUCAAGUGGUCCAAACGGACAGCAAAACGUUCCACUUUAGCGUGUAUCAGCUGAAUACGCUCGAUCUAAGCUCCACCACCGAGCGCAACAUGUGGUUCCGGAAGUCGCCUCUUGAUUUGUACACGCACUGCGAUUACGUCGUAGGGAAACCGACACUAGACGGUUACAAUAAAGAUGUUUUGCGACUCUUUGCCAUGUUCUAUUCGAACUAGAGGGUCGAUCCAGCAUGCUAAAUAAAAAAAA
This is a messenger RNA of Anopheles cruzii, 1318 nucleotides long. It is a transcript of the gene mRpL37, whose product is annotated as 39S ribosomal protein L37, mitochondrial. Gene Ontology annotation, molecular function: structural constituent of ribosome. Gene Ontology annotation, cellular component: mitochondrion; ribosome. Bases 55 to 1287 code for a protein of 410 amino acids. The record is from RefSeq and is a predicted model, not a curated record. Gene Ontology annotation, biological process: translation. Lineage: Eukaryota; Metazoa; Arthropoda; Insecta; Diptera; Culicidae. The transcript is spliced from 3 exons.